This is a messenger RNA of Salvia splendens (bonfire salvia), 2171 nucleotides long. RefSeq lists its product as uncharacterized. The record is from RefSeq and is a predicted model, not a curated record. The transcript is spliced from 3 exons. NCBI's taxonomy places the organism in Eukaryota, Viridiplantae, Streptophyta, Magnoliopsida, Lamiales, Lamiaceae. The coding region runs from base 205 to 1536 and encodes 443 amino acids.
UGUUGCUUAUGAUCCCCUCGUGCAAAAUCAUUUAUUAUAUUGAAUGAAAAGAUAUCUUAUUAUCAGCUUGUUUCAAUGAUAUGUGAAAAAAUUGGAAUUGAGUUGGAUGCACGUACGAUUGAUUUAACAUGAAGGCAUCCUGUGGUUUUUAGUGGAGUAGUGAAUUAUAUAGCUACACCAGUGGAUGAUAAUUUGUUAGAGUAUAUGUUUGCUGAAAAUCCACGUCAAAUUGAACUUUUUAUUGAAUAUACUCAUGUUACCACUGCGUUGCAAUUUGAACCUCAUAUAACUCAUCAUGAUGUUGGAACGUCUAGGAGAGAUGCUUAUCCUAGUUUUGAUGUCGGGACAUCUAGGAGGGAUGAUGAAUAUCAUAGCUUUGAAUUCAACACAUCUGGGAGGGAUGUUGCUGAACCAGUAGAUGUACCAAAUGUGACAUUUGAUGGUUAUUAUGGUUCAGAUGGUUCUGAUAAUUGUGAUGGUUCAGAUGGUUCUGAUAAUUGUGAUGGUACAGAUGGUUCUGAUAAUUGUGAUGGUGCAGAUAAUGUUGAUGGUGCAGAUGGUUCUGACUGUGAUGGUUCUGAUGGUUCUCAACCAAGUGAUCCUGAUUAUAGUGCAGAAUCAUGUGAAGAUUCUACAGACGACGAGACACUUGAUAUGAUGGUUGAGAAUUAUGUACAACCAUCUGUUCGUGGGGAGCAAUCUGUUCCCGACUAUGUGCCUGAAGGGUUACCAUUUUUUCGAUCAUUACCAUGUGAAGGCAGCCGAGGUUACUUUUCAGAAGACCAUGGUUUGGUUGAAGAAGAUAUGUGGUAUUGGGAUGAGGAUAAUCCGAGACAUAUAGAUGUGGGAACAAAAUUUGAUAGCAAAUUGCAGUUGAAAACUGCUGUCACAUUAUGGCAUGUGGGAACAGGUCGGAUGUAUGAGGUUAUGGAUAGUAAAUCAAGAAGAUGGCAUGCAGUUUGUAGGGACCCAUUUGGUCCGAAAAGAAAAGGCAGGGACCUUGGGCAACGCUACCUAUGUAAUUGGGAGGUUAAAGCAACGUUUAAGAAACGUGAUGGUAGCUGGUCUAUCAACUCAUGGGUUGAUCGUCAUUGCUGUAUGGGAGAUCACGAUCCAAGUGAACAUGUUAAUCUUACAUCAUCCAUGAUUGCUCUCUGUAUUCAAAGUCAAAUUGAAAACGAUGCUGAAUUCAAGCCUUCUGCAGUACUUACAUAUAUCAUAGAUAAAUUUCACGUGAAAAUCAGCUAUAAGAAAGCAUGGUACGCUCGCAGAAAAGCUAUUGAGCUUGUAUAUGGUGGGUGGGAGGGAUCAUUCAGACAACUCCCCAGCUACCUGACUGAGUUGCAAACUCAAAAUCCGGGGACAAUCGUUGAGUGGUUGCAUGACCCUGUAUUGAGUCAAGGUAAUACAAAGGUGUUCCGCUACGUAUUUUGGGCAUUUGGGCCAGCAAUAGAGGUGUUCCAAGUAGCAAAGCCGGUCUUAUCAGUUGAUGGGACUCACCUGCGUGGAAGACUGAAAGGUUUGAAGAGGCUAUGAUGGGAGUGGUGAACAAGUUUGUGAUUGCAUCCAUGUGCAUGUUUGCAGCUCCUCUCGCGAUUCUAUAUGGAUUCAAACACAAUUUCUUACCCUGUUCUAAUGAGCUCCCCUCGGAGUCUGUGACUCUGUGGAGCGGAAUCCUCGCCGUCUUCUCCGUCAACGCGGUCACAGCAUUCUACAUCUACAUGGCCCUGAAAGAGCCCUCAAGCAAACCUGAGCCAGAUCUUAAGUUCGUUGCAGAGGCGGAGGCCAGCAUAAAGCAAUCGCAACCAAGCGAAGCAGCAGAUCGUUCCAAACACGAGUAGCCCUUCUUAAUCGGGGUUGGCCGCAUAGUUUCUAGAAGCUUCUAUGUCAAGUUUGUUGCUGAGUUUUUAGGUCUUAAUUAUUGUGAAUUUUAGGGUGUUAAUUAGAUUCACAAAGCAAGUUAUACAUUACCAAAAAUACUACUUUCUGCAGUGGCGGAUCCAGGGGGGGCAGGAGGGGGCGGUCGCCCCCUCCACGCGACUAAUUUUCCCUUAUCUCGGAUGUAUAUUUUCCAUAUCCGCCCCCUCCGUUGUCUCCGACGUUGCUCCGUUGACCGAAAAAAAAUAACCAUUAUCUCCCAAGCUCAAUUGAAAUAAAAUUUUAAAACUCAA